Molecule: messenger RNA, 1456 nt
Organism: Culex quinquefasciatus (southern house mosquito)
Lineage: Eukaryota; Metazoa; Arthropoda; Insecta; Diptera; Culicidae
Product: phenoloxidase-activating factor 3
Exons: 5
Coding region: 142-1215 (357 amino acids)
Biological process (GO): proteolysis
Molecular function (GO): serine-type endopeptidase activity
Source: RefSeq, a predicted model, not a curated record
UGCGUCCCUCCAGUCGAGCCCGGUACAGUGUCGCGAUCGUACGCGAAGUGGCUAGAGAAGUGCUAAAACCGUGAGAGGCGCGUGUGUGGCGUUGCGUCUUGGACUUGGAGACUUGUUCCGGGGCAGCUAAACCAAUUCACCAUGAUCGGCCUGCAGCAAUUAUCGUUACUCAUCGGUGCGCUAUGCGUUUACUCGAUAGCAGGACAACAGUUCAAUCAGUGUGACGUCCAGCAGCGGUGCGUCGAGUUUAACAGCUGUCCCGAGUUCAAGGCCUAUGUCGGCAAACCGGCCACCACCUGGCCUCGAUCGGUUCAAGAUCAGGUGCGGCGACGAAUCUGCAACAAACAACAAAAGACUUAUUACGUAUGCUGCAACGCACCCUUGAACGUUGGAUCCGGUAAUUCUGGCCGUCCAACGGGCAUGAAACUGCUGGACAUGACAUCCUGUGGAAAGCAUACCAAGGACCGUAUUGCGUAUGGGAAAAACGCAAAAGUGUUCGAGUACCCCUGGAUGGCCGUCCUCAUAGGCCUCGAUGGACAACUGGCCUGCGGCGGAACACUAAUCUCGGAGAGUUACGUCCUUACUGCGGCCCACUGCAAGCGACAGUCGAUAACAACGGUGCGACUUGGGGAGAACGAUAUCAACAAGGAGAUCGACUGCAACGUGUACGCAGACGAAGAGGACGACUGUGCCGAUCCGCCCCAGGAAAUCGCGGUUGCAGAGUUCAUUGCCCACAAACUGUACAGUCCUUCAAAGCGAAAGAACGACAUCGCGCUGAUAAGGUUGGCAUCGCCUGCAAAGCUUAGUCACAGUGUUAAAACGAUCUGCCUUCCGAUUGGGUCGAUGCUCCGUAAUCCGGAACCGAAGGACAUGAUCAUUUCCGGCUGGGGCCUGACAGAAAACAAUUACAUUUCCAACAUUCUGCAGUACGCCAAAGUGAGCACGGUUCCGUUGGACGAGUGCAACCGGCAGCUGAGCCUGUUGGACAACACGAUCAAGCUGGACGGCAGCCAGGUGUGUGCCAACGGCAAGAACAAGGUGGAUAACUGUGCCGGAGACUCCGGGGGACCGCUGCAGUACACGUCGCUGCAGUCGACCAUCGUGCAGUACGGCAUCGUUUCGUUCGGACUGAACUCGUGCGGGGUGUCCAGCAGCCCCGGCGUGUACACCAAAGUUUCGCACUACAUCGACUGGAUCGUGGCGAAUUUGAAAUAGUCUGCCAAUAUGUUCAUAUUUUGCUAAUAUAAUUACUUCAGUAAGGAUCAUUUCAAUUAUCACAUUAAGUAUGCUUAUUUUCAAAAAGACUCAUUUAAGAAGAUCGGCAAUUUUACUUACUAACAGCGAAAAAUAAACCAUAACAAAUUGCCUUUCUAUGAAAGGUGUGCUUGAAGUUAAUAAAAAUGUAAAAAUACUCCAGCGAUUAAAAACAGUUCUUUAUUACUCCUUAUAAUUAUGU